This is a messenger RNA of Meloidogyne enterolobii, 685 nucleotides long. Lineage: Eukaryota; Metazoa; Nematoda; Chromadorea; Rhabditida; Meloidogynidae. The record is from the annotation of a GenBank genome assembly.
AUGCUUUGGAGAAGGCAAAACAAUUGGAUAAGGAUCAUAAAUUUAUUAAGUUUAUAUUAUGAGACUUAUAUUAAUUUCGUAACGGCACUUCGUAGUGGAAAUACUGCAGAUAUUCAUAGACAUGUACUUGCUAUGGAAAAAAAUUUCAAGGAUUCCGAUAAUCCUCCAGUAUUUGCUCUAAUGAUGCAUGUCAAAAUUGGCAUUUUAUUGCAAAACAACGAAAUUGCUGUUGAAUCAAUUAAAAAAGCACUUGAAUUAAUGCCUAAUUGUUCUGCUGCUAUUUAUCUUUCUGGAGUUUUGGAACCUCAACCGAGUGAGAGAAUGAGUCAAAAUAAUUUUGAGGCUUAUUUUCAAAAUAUGGAGAAGACAAUGAAUAAUGCAUUAGAAGCUGAUCCAAAUAAUUGGGAACCUUACAGGAUGCUUGCUAAAAUGCAACUUAAUAAGCAGAACAUUCAAGAGGCAAUCAAGUUUUAUGAUAAGGCAUUGGAACUUGCUCGCGGGAAGGACGAAAUUAAGAUCUUAAUGAAGGAAAAACUUUUUAUUGAAAUGGAAGAAAAGAGACGCAACAAUAAAAAACUUCCAAAACGACUUGCCACCGUUUAAGUUUUCACUUAUUUAUUUUUAAGGAAAUUUUUUUGGUUCUUUUCGGUUAUUUCACACCUCACAGAUUACUUGGGAUGGUAGU